Nilaparvata lugens (brown planthopper) is the source of this 1997-nucleotide messenger RNA. RefSeq names its product lysine-specific demethylase lid-like. The record is from RefSeq and is a predicted model, not a curated record. Gene Ontology annotation, cellular component: Set1C/COMPASS complex. Bases 1 to 1719 code for a protein of 572 amino acids. Gene Ontology annotation, biological process: positive regulation of DNA-templated transcription. NCBI's taxonomy places the organism in Eukaryota, Metazoa, Arthropoda, Insecta, Hemiptera, Delphacidae. The transcript has 12 exons.
AUGUUUCUGAGGGCCAGCAACUUGAGCCAUCAAGUCAUGGCUGAAGUAGUGGAGAAAGUAAAGGCCUGGGAGAACGAGGCAGAAGCGCUGAUUUCAAAACCAUUCAUAGACGUAUAUCAAGACCUUGUUAAUGAUGCGGGAGAACUCGAAAUAGACGUAACUGAUGAAACAAAAAAAAUGCAAGAAAAAAUUGAUUCCUUGAAACGUUGGAAGGACGAGGUGGCUUCCAAUUUUUUGAAACCAAACAGCUCUAUUACACUGAUGGAGGCUCUGUCACCAAGGGCUAUAAUCGAUGUUGAGGAAAAGGAGAACAUCCCUGAAAACGAAUUCGUCAUCAUCCAUGGAGUGAAGUUAAGUGGAAUCACCGCUCCUCAUGUAGUGGAUGCAGCUUUUAAGAAGGCUGAAGAAAUUGAGUUGGAUCAAAUUCAAAAAAUAAGAAUCGCAAACUGUAGAAAAAGAGCUGACAACCAGGCACCAUACUGCAUUUGCAAGAUGAAAGGCGUGAGAGGAGUUAUGUUAGAAUGUGCUCUCUGCAAGGACAAGUAUCACUGUUCCUGUCUAAAUAUUGGCGAUGAUAGGCCUACCAGGAUGACACGUGUAGAACGUGCAGAACUGGAUGAAAAGAAAUUCAUCUGUCCACCUUGUCAUAGGACCAAACGCCCCACGUUCGAUAAUCUAGUCAAGCUGGAAAAGUCAUUGAAGAAGAUCCAACUCCGCAUUCCUGAAGGAGAAGCCCUGAGGAGAUUGACUGAACGUGCAAUGGACUGGCAGGGUCGAGCGAGAGAAAUGCUGAAUUCGCCUGAACUUUUACCGGUUUUACGUGUACUGAACGUUCCCUUGCCAGAGUGUAUUGUCCCUAGGCCAGUUAAACCUGCGAAACGGGCAAAAUCAAAACCAGAGGAAGUUCUUUCUGUGACUGAACAUCAUCACGCACACCAUACUACUGGUAAAGUUGUGAGUAAGGACUUGGAUGCGACCGGCUUCAAGCAGCUGAAACAAUUGAUGAUAGAAGGCGAACUCAUGGGAAUCGACUUUCAGGAGUCCAGUUUGAUAUGGCGACUUCUACAGAUAUUUAAACACUACUUUUGGAAUGUUUGGGACGAUGCCUUUGAAGCAGCAGAACAAACUCACAAUGACAGAUCUGCAGUGCUGGCGGAAAUGAGGUGGCGCACUCGCAUGCCGAGUUGGAAUAAACUUACCCAAAAAGCCAGCCAAACUACCAAAACUACUGAACAGAAACCGACCCAGCGCAGAAGAACUACCAAACCGGCUCAACAAACUACCGAAACUGCUCAACAGAAACCGACCCAGCGCAGAAGAACUACCAAACCGGCUCAACAAACUACCGAAACUGUUCAACAGAAACCGACCCGACCGAAACGAACUACCGAAACUACUCAACAGAAACCAAACCGACCCAGCCGAAGUACCGAACAGUCUCAACAAAAACCGAAACAGACUAAGAGGAAGCCGGAAACAAUCACUUCUACUGGCCGCCAGCCUAAGAGGGUGAAAGAGUCGGAAGGUGCUAAGAAUGAUGAAAACAGCUUGGAGGAGUGUGCCAAUAUACCCUGCUCGCGUCCAAAAGGAGAGAAGGUGAUGUGGGUGCAGUGUGAUGGCUGCGAGUUGUGGUAUCAUAUGAAGUGUGUGAGAAUGAAGAAAAAUGACCUUGAAGACGACGAACCAUAUUUUUGCCACGUUUGUAGAUCUAAAAAAUAAGAUUAUAAUUUUUCAUUGUCAAGAAGAAAAUGUCUAAUUUUAGGAUUUUUCAUAUUAUUUGUACUUAUUUAAGCUAAGUUAUUGUUCUUACUAAAGUUGAUUCUACCAAGGAAUCUAGUAUAAGAUUUAUAGAAUACUUGUAUUUUUUUUCAUUUUCUAAAAAGUCUGGGUCCUCAUCACACUGCGUUGCUCAAGGAAGCAACUUCAUUGUCUAAUUGUAGGAUUUUUCAUAUUAUUUGUACUUAUUUAAGCUAAGUUACUGUUCUAAUUAAAGUUAA